This is a messenger RNA of Orbilia oligospora ATCC 24927, 348 nucleotides long. RefSeq lists its product as uncharacterized. The record is from RefSeq and is a predicted model, not a curated record. Lineage: Eukaryota; Fungi; Ascomycota; Orbiliomycetes; Orbiliales; Orbiliaceae. The transcript has 4 exons. Bases 1 to 348 code for a protein of 115 amino acids.
AUGUUAUCCCGUACCGCCGCGCUCCGUCCGAUCGUUUCGCACCACACAUCUAUCGCAUCGCGAAGAUGGCUUUCGGCCUCAUCGAGACUUAACCAGGCGGUUGGUACACCGCCUGCGGCUACUGUGACAGUUAAGAAGAGUAGUGGGGGGUUUAGAGGGGGGAUUAUUGGGUUUUUGAUCGGAAGCAGUCUUGCGUUCGCGACUAGCUUUACGUACCUUCGGAAUGAGUGGAAGGUUAGAGAUGAUAUCUUGAUGGAAGAUUUCGCUAGUCUACGAGCUACAUGCCAACGCGUCGAGGCUAGGUUCCGAUUACUCGAGGAUCAAAUUGCAAAGAUUGCGAAGAAAUAA